AUGCUCCGCAAAAGAGCCUGGUAUGCCGAAGGCUACGAGUUCGACCGCGAGAUGAUGAAUAUCGACCAUAUUGAUCACUGCAUCGACAGUAUUCGGCAGAGUCUCAUGUGUUCGGCGGAUGUUACUCCUCUUACGUGGGCCUGGGAUGAAGAGGAUCAAAUGCUAGAGCCGGUGGCUGCAAUUACGCAUACUUGUAGGGAUUUUGAUGCGGUUAGGGAGUGGGCGAAGGAGAAUAUUGUGAGGGAGUUUGAUACUAGUGUGCAUGUUGAACCGGGUGUUUGA
Aspergillus chevalieri is the source of this 282-nucleotide messenger RNA. RefSeq lists its product as uncharacterized. The coding region runs from base 1 to 282 and encodes 93 amino acids. The transcript has a single exon. The record is from RefSeq and is a predicted model, not a curated record. Gene Ontology annotation, biological process: mycotoxin biosynthetic process. NCBI's taxonomy places the organism in Eukaryota, Fungi, Ascomycota, Eurotiomycetes, Eurotiales, Aspergillaceae.